This is a messenger RNA of Prunus armeniaca (apricot), 420 nucleotides long. NCBI's taxonomy places the organism in Eukaryota, Viridiplantae, Streptophyta, Magnoliopsida, Rosales, Rosaceae. The record is from the annotation of a GenBank genome assembly.
AUGGCAGAAGCAUUCAAAUUCAAGUUGCUGCUUCAAUCCACUCCUUAUUAUGCUCAAGCCAAUGGACAGGCAGAAUCAAAUAGCAGUCCAGUCUCUCAGAAUUGCUCAUCAACACAAUCUGGUUACUCUCAAGCCAUGCUGCUAGAAUUAGAAGGAUUGGAUGCAAGCAGAAUUGAUACCCUCAACAAACUCUUAGCAGGAAAACAGGCUGUGUCAAGGGCCUACAACAAAAUAGUCAAGAACAAGAGUUUUGAAGAAGGAGAGAUAAUCCUUGGAAUGGGGGCAUACAGAUUACAGGACCAAGACGGAGUUGUUCAUGCUGGCCCGAUUAAUGGCAAAUGGUUGAAGAAAUUCUACCCAACUAUGUGGGAUUCACAGGUUGUACAAACAGAUCCUAGGAUAGAGAACGAACAAGAUUGA